AUGCGACUCACCGGCGGAUCCCGAGGACUCUCUGGUCUCCACAGUAACGUCAACAUCACUCUCAAGCAGAUUGAAGCCACAGUGCCCAAGUUUGCCGUGGACAAGGGCCAGAUCCAGGUUCUGUACGAUCCCGAAGAGUUCUACGACCAGCUCAAGCAGAAAAUCCUGGCGGCGAAGGAGCGUGUGUUCCUCUCCACUCUUUACGUUGGCAAGGAGGAGACGGAACUAGUUAGCUGCUUGGACGAGGCUCUGACGAAAAACCCCGGUCUCAAGGUCUCCGUGCUCAUUGACGGCCUGAGAGGAACCCGCGAGGAGCCCGAAACGUGCUCGGCCUCUCUUCUGGCCUCCCUGCUCCACAAACACGGAGAUCGGGUCGAUAUCAGAUGCUACAUCACCCCACACCUGUUUGGACUCAAGAAACAGCUGAUCCCCAAGCGAUUCAACGAAGGCUGGGGCCUACAACACAUGAAAUUGUAUGGUUGCGACGACGAUAUCAUUCUGUCGGGAGCCAACCUGUCCAGAGACUACUUUACCAACCGACAGGAUCGAUACUUUGUGUUCAAGUCUCGGCCUAUUGUCGACUACUACCACGCCAUCCACAACGCUGUGUGCAGACUCAGCUGGAGAGUGGCCCUCCCCAAACCCGCCGAGAAGGCCCCCGAGCCCGGAAAAAUGGCUGUCUUCUUCAAAAAGCAGGCUGCUUCUAUUGCCAAGAAGAUUCUUCCCGAACCCGAACCGGUCAAGGACCCCGGCUUUGUGCUGGAAUGGCCCAACAACAACACUCUGCAAAGCCCCAAUGUGUCUCUUGCCGAGUUCCAGCGUCAGGCUACCGCCUCUAUUGCUCCUCUCAUCACCAGUAAACCUGUCGAGAGCGGCCGACGAAAGGUCAAGUCUCUAGCCCAAAGAGAAACUGAACUCGAGGAGGCUAAGAACGAGUCAGAGUCCACCGAGCCCCAGACUCUCGUAUUCCCCAUCUCGCAAUUCACUCCCCUUCUUAAACCCGAUUCCUCCACCGAGUUCCCUACUCUGGGACGUCUUCUCUCCAUGCUGUCCAUGCAGCGAUCUUCAUGGACCUUCACCGCUGGCUACUUCAACAUGCACCCCGAAUUCAAGGCCAAGCUGCUCGGCAGUGUCCCCGAUAAGGGAACCGUCAUCACUGCCUCUCCUCAAGCCAACGGUUUUUACAAGAGUCACGGUAUCUCGCAGUACUUGCCCGACUGCUACACCCUGCUGGCGCGCCAGUUCAUUCUUGACGUCAACAAGGCCCAUAGACAGAAGGAGAUUGAGCUGCUGGAGUGGCAGCGAGGUGUCGUCAACACCCCCGGUGGAUGGUCUUACCACGCCAAGGGUAUCUGGAUCAAUGGUCCUGGAGACAAGUUGCCAUCAAUCACUGUUGUGGGCUCUUCUAACUACACUAGACGAGGCUAUUCCAAGGAUCUCGAGACUAACGCUCUGAUUGUCACCACAGACGAGGAGCUUAAGCGACAGCUUCAGCAGGAGAUUGACCACAUCGAACGAUACACCACCAAAAAGAGCAUUACUGACUAUGACCAGGAGGACAGACAGGUCAAGACCUGGGUCAAGGUCGUGGCUUACUUCAUUGGCGAUAAGUUGUAA
Molecule: messenger RNA, 1617 nt
Organism: Yarrowia lipolytica CLIB122
Lineage: Eukaryota; Fungi; Ascomycota; Dipodascomycetes; Dipodascales
Biological process (GO): cardiolipin biosynthetic process
Cellular component (GO): mitochondrion
Molecular function (GO): CDP-diacylglycerol-glycerol-3-phosphate 3-phosphatidyltransferase activity
Source: RefSeq, a predicted model, not a curated record